Saprolegnia parasitica CBS 223.65 is the source of this 1734-nucleotide messenger RNA. Its product is annotated as T-complex protein 1 subunit alpha. Gene Ontology annotation, biological process: protein folding. Lineage: Eukaryota; Oomycota; Saprolegniomycetes; Saprolegniales; Saprolegniaceae. The record is from RefSeq and is a predicted model, not a curated record. Gene Ontology annotation, molecular function: ATP-dependent protein folding chaperone; ATP binding; ATP hydrolysis activity. The transcript is spliced from 2 exons. Gene Ontology annotation, cellular component: chaperonin-containing T-complex. The coding region runs from base 37 to 1668 and encodes 543 amino acids.
GUUUGAGAUUUCCAGUCAACCAGGCAGAGCAGCAGCAUGGACCUCGUGGUGGAUGGUACGCGCACGUCCGGCAAGGACGUCCGUGAGCAGAACGUGACCGCGGCCUUGGCCAUUGCCAACAUCGUCAAGUCGUCUUUGGGUCCCGUCGGCCUCGACAAGAUGCUCGUCGAUGACAUUGGCGACGUGACGAUCACAAACGAUGGUGCGACGAUCCUCAAGCUCCUCGAAGUCGAGCACCCGGCCGGUAAGGUUCUUGUCGAGCUUGCGGGUCUCCAGGACCAGGAAGUCGGCGAUGGCACGACGUCGGUCGUCAUUAUCGCCGCCGAGCUCCUCAAGCGCGCGAACGAACUCGUCCAGAACAAGAUCCACCCGACGUCGAUCAUUUCGGGCUACCGCUUGGCGAUGCGCGAGGCCGUCAAGUACAUCAAGGAGCACCUGAGCGUGCCCGUCGACUCGAUCGGCCGCGAGUCGCUCGUGAACGCGGCCAAGACGUCGAUGAGCUCCAAGAUCAUUGGCCCCGAGAGCGAAUUCUUCGCCAACCUCGUCGUCGACGCCGUCACGUCGGUCAAGACGACGGAAGAGGGCGCGAAGGGCAAGAUUGUGACCAAGUACCCGGUCAGCGCCAUCAACGUGCUCAAGGCCCACGGCAAGAGCGCGCUCGAGUCGCAGCUUGUCGAUGGGUUUGCGCUCAACUGCACGCGCGCGUCGCAGGCGAUGCCCAACACGAUCAAGGGUGCCAAGAUUGCGCUCCUCGACUUUGACUUGCAGCGCCACAAGAUGCAGAUGGGCGUCCAGAUGGUCGUGACGGACCCGAAGGAGGUCGACCAGAUCCGCCAGCGCGAGUACGACAUCACGAAGGAGCGCAUCCAGAAGAUCCUCGACGCCGGUGCCAACGUGAUUCUGACGACCAAGGGCAUUGAUGAUCUCUGCAUGAAGUACUUUGUCGAAGCGGGCUGCAUGGGCGUCCGCCGCUGCAAGAAGGAAGACCUCCGCCGCAUUGCCAAGGCCACGGGCGGCCAGGUUGUCCUGACCCUUGCCGACAUGGAAGGCGAAGAGACGUACGACGCGGCGUGCCUCGGCCACGCCGCCGAAGUCUCGGAGGAGCGCGUCGGCGAUGGUGAGCUCAUCUACAUCAAGGGCUGCGCCACGCGCCGUGCGACGACGGUCGUCCUCCGCGGCGCCAACGAGAUGGCGCUCGACGAAAUCGACCGGUCGCUCCACGAUUCGCUCAUGGUCGUCAAGCGCAUGCUCGAGUCCAACCAGCUCGUGGCCGGCGGCGGCGCCGUCGAGAGCGCGCUGAGCAUCUACCUCGAGAACUUUGCGACGACCUUGGGCUCGCGCGAGCAGCUCGCGAUCGCCGAGUUUGCCGACGCGCUCCUCGUCAUCCCCAAGACGCUGGCCGUGAACGCGGCCAAAGACGCGUCGGAGCUGGUCGCGCGCCUUCGCGCCCACCACAACACGAGCCAGGUGGACCCGACGAAGAAGGCGCUGCGCUUCACGGGCCUCGACCUGCUGCAGGGCAAGGUCCGGGACAACCUCGAGGCCGGCGUCGUGGAGCCCGCGAUCUCCAAGAUCAAGAGCCUCCGGUUCGCGACCGAAGCCGCGAUCACGAUCCUCCGCAUUGACGACAUGAUCCGACUGAACCCCAAGGACGACCAGGGCCAAUAAGACAUGUGGCAGCCUCCGUUUUGUCCGACUAAUAGCACACAAUACAAGAAUCAGAUAUGUAGUAGG